Messenger RNA from Cantharellus anzutake, 237 nucleotides. RefSeq lists its product as uncharacterized. The transcript has a single exon. Bases 1 to 237 code for a protein of 78 amino acids. The record is from RefSeq and is a predicted model, not a curated record. NCBI's taxonomy places the organism in Eukaryota, Fungi, Basidiomycota, Agaricomycetes, Cantharellales, Hydnaceae.
AUGGCGGCCUUGCACUUGGUAGGCCUCAUUCUGGGGAUGCGAUUCAGUUUAUGGGUAUGGCGAUUCCACAAAAAAAAUUCGCACCAACCUUGCCCGAAGUGUUAUUACCUCGACAACCUUUCCUUGCUUGGCACGGUCAACGUUGUCUUGCUUGUUACACCUCUAAGGGCGAGCAGCUACAUUUAUGUAAGAGUAGCUGCCACCAUCCCCUUCGGCCAGCGUCUUUGUGAUCGCUAG